AUGGGAUUAUCUGUAGAUCCAAAAUGGGAAAUUGUUGUAGGUUCAGCACUGAAAGCACCAUGUUCACAUCUAGUAAAGUUAGGACUUUUACGCAUUUCCUAUCUUGCAGCACACAGGAUGGAUAAUUCCUCCAAGCCAGCCCUUCUGCGUCUUUCUGACGACCUAAUGGAGGGAUACAAGAAGGGUGUGAGACCUGUGUACAACUGGAGGCAGACCACCACUGUGUUUAUAGACGUCAUGGUAUAUGCUAUAUUAGGCGUGGAUGAGAAGAACCAAGUCCUGACAACGUACAUAUGGUAUAGACAGUUUUGGGUUGAUGAAUUUCUUACUUGGGAUCCAAAAAAGUAUGAAAAUGUGUCUAAAAUUUCCAUCCCUACUGAGAAGAUCUGGGUCCCCGACAUUCUGAUCAAUGAAUUUGUGGACGUUGGAAAGUCUCCGGAUAUUCCCUAUGUCUACGUCAACCAUGAAGGCCGGGUGCAGAACUACAAGCCUAUCCAAGUGGUGACGGCCUGCAGCCUCAAUAUCUACAACUUCCCAUUUGACUUACAGAACUGCACUUUGACCUUCACCAGCUGGCUACAUACAAUUCAGGACAUCAAUGUGUCUUUAUGGAGGACACCAGAAGAAGUGAAGGAAGACAAGAGUGUGUUCAUGAACAAAGGCGAGUGGGAGCUGCUGUAUGUCUUGUCCCAAUACCGGAUGUUUGUGGAACAUGAAGACAGCUUUGCAGAAAUGAAGUUCCAUGUUGUUAUCAAAAGAAGACCCCUCUUCUAUGCUGUAAAUCUACUUCUUCCUAGCAUGUUCCUCAUGGUCAUGGAUAUUAUUGGUUUCUAUCUGCCUCCGGAUAGUGGAGAAAGGGUUUCCUUCAAGAUCACUCUCCUCCUAGGCUACUCGGUAUUUCUCAUCAUUGUAUCUGACACACUGCCAGCUACAGCCAUUGGGACCCCAUUGAUAGGUGUAUAUUUUGUGGUCUGUAUGGCACUGUUGGUCAUCAGUCUGACAGAGACUAUACUCAUCGUUCGACUAGUACACAAGCAAGACCUUCAGCCUCAUGUUCCUGAAUGGGUAAAGAAACUGGUCUUGGAAAAGAUUACAGUUUUGCUAUGUAUCCGAAACAAUAAGAAGUUUACUGCAUCUCAUAACCACCAUUCUACUAUGUCCAAACAAAUGGAGAACAGCAGUACUGCUAAACUGACCCAUUACAACUCUGAAAAUACUAAAGAUUAUGAAAGAUCUGAAGGAGCCAUUCUACCUAUGAAAGAGAGCUCAAUUGUGGUGGACAGCAUCCUCCAUGAGAUUGCAUCUAUACGGCAGUAUCUAGAGAAAAGAGAUGAAUACCACGAUAUAGCCAUGGAAUGGUUGCAAGUUGGAUAUGUCCUCGAUGUCCUUCUCUUCCGUGUCUAUCUGGUGGCAGUGCUGGCAUACACAGUUACGUUGGCGACUAUGUGGUCUUACUGGCAGCAGGCUUGA
Molecule: messenger RNA, 1470 nt
Organism: Bufo gargarizans (Asiatic toad)
Lineage: Eukaryota; Metazoa; Chordata; Amphibia; Anura; Bufonidae
Product: 5-hydroxytryptamine receptor 3A-like
Exons: 9
Coding region: 1-1470 (489 amino acids)
Biological process (GO): monoatomic ion transmembrane transport; nervous system process; chemical synaptic transmission
Cellular component (GO): postsynaptic membrane; synapse; neuron projection
Molecular function (GO): extracellular ligand-gated monoatomic ion channel activity; neurotransmitter receptor activity; transmembrane signaling receptor activity
Source: RefSeq, a predicted model, not a curated record